UGGUUCCAAAUCCCACCUCUUGGAUGAGCCAGCCCAGCCCCAGAUAUGAGAAACAGGAAAUAGGAUACCAUCCCAAGCAACCAACUUGUCUCCUGUUUGGUGCACUGAAACACUUGCUACUAUACACCUUUUUAUUUUCUCUCAAACAUUUCUUUCUUUUUCAUUUAUUUUUUCUUUUAUAGCCCUACCCCCUAAAAGUAAACCCCCACCCACCAUAUAUCAUCAUCUUCCAUCUUUAAUUUAUUCUUCUUCCUCUCCCCCUCACUUUUCUUAUUAUUAUUGCUAUUAAAUCAGAUUAGAUUCGAUUUUAAAGACAUCUAUAUAUCUAUAUAAUCUCUCUAUUCUUGGAUCCCAGCCUUAUUAUGACAAACCCACUAAGCUGCAUUUCUUUUAUAACUUUCCCUGAAAUCUUUCUUACUUGAAAAAACAAAUUCUCUAAAUUAAACCCUCGCUUAGCUUAACAUUAAUGGCGGAUCGGUAGAAGAUGAGAUCAUCUAGCUAAUUAAGGCGGUGGUUGGCGCGCUCCUCCUUCUCCUCCUCCUGCUGAUAAUCCGGCCACCGAUUCUGUCUAACUACUCAUCAUCAUCGUCAUCAUCAUAAAUCUGAUCCAUCUUAUCUUGUUUAUAAGGUAAAUAGUUGCUCUCCUUAAUUCAGGGCCCCGUCUUUUUGGCUUUUCUCCCCCUUUACAGCUGCUACCUACCUAGCUAUUAUCCAUGAAUUGUUCCAUCUCGCUUUCAUUUUCCUUUUCUUUUACCAAUUUAUUUUCCUAGCCGACCAGCUAGUCCAGAUCUUUCUCUCAAUUUCAAGCAAACUUUUCAGAUUUAUAUAUGAAAGCUAGCUAUUCCAGUUGACGGGUCAAAGCGUUUCGUUUUAAUUAGAUAAGGAGAUAAGAAUGUCAGGGUCGCUUGCCGGUUACAAUCCACUUGAAGAGUUAGAUCACACACCGCCGCCGCAGCCUCAAGAUCUGCAGCACGGCAGCGGAGGGUAUAAGUCGAAGCUGACGGCGAUGAGCGCCGCGGUCGGAGGAGCCGCCUGCAGGUACCGGGAAUGUCUCAAGAACCACGCCGCAAGCGUCGGCGGGAACGUCACGGACGGCUGCGGCGAGUUCAUGCCCAGCGGCGAGGAGGGGACUCUGGAGGCCCUGAAAUGCGCCGCCUGCAACUGCCACCGCAACUUCCACCGCAAAGAACGCGGCGGCGGAGAUGGGGUCAUGAUUGUCCACCCGCUUCAGCUCCCGCCGCCGCCCGCGCUGCCUCCGUCCAUGAUGACAUCUCCGUCGUCGAUGAACCACCACCACCACAACCAGAACCACCAUCACCACCACCGGAGUACUCAGUGGGGUGCAGCGCCGCCGAGCUCCCUUCCCGCCCCGCCGCCGGUGAAAAUGGCGGCCUACGGGAGCACGGCGACCGACUCCUCGAGCGAGGAGAUGAACUUCAACGUGUACCAGUCGCAGACGCCGUAUGCGGUGGCGAAGAAGCGGUUUCGGACGAAGUUCUCGUCGGGACAGAAGGAGAAAAUGAUGGAUUUCGCGGAGAAGCUGGGGUGGAGAAUUCCCAGGGAAGAUGACUCUCAGCUGCAAUCUUUCUGUGCAGAAGUUGGUGUGAAGAGACAAGUUUUUAAGGUUUGGAUGCAUAACAACAAAAAUUCCGCCACCAAGAAGAACAGCUCUGGUUCCGAUCACCACCACCAAGACGAUGAAGAUCACCACCACCAAACGCCGGUGGGUAUUGCCGGAAUGUGAUUAAUUCGCCCCCUGUUCUGUUAAUUAAUCAUAGGUACGAAUUGAUUAUCAUCAUGAGCAUCGCCCAUAUCCUUUAGACCUUAAUUAAUUACGUACUUUAAGUAUUAGUUAUUAUAAUUAUAAUUAUAUAAUUGGUGGCCAAUGGCUAGGCUAGUUUUUAUUUAUUUAAAUAUUACUACUACUAUAUGUAUGUGUAACAUUUAAUUUGUAGAUCAAUGGCUCUUGCUGAACGAGAAGGAGAUGUUUGUUUGAUUAAAUUUGCACAAAUAUAUAUCCAUCUUGCCCCUUCUUACAUGCUAUAUGCUACUCCCAACUCCCUGUUUGUUUAAUAUUCUUGUAUUAAUCAGACAAAUAUA
This is a messenger RNA of Cuscuta epithymum, 2100 nucleotides long. Lineage: Eukaryota; Viridiplantae; Streptophyta; Magnoliopsida; Solanales; Convolvulaceae. The record is from the annotation of a GenBank genome assembly.